CUCUGCCGUUUUAGGGCUCAAAGGUCAGAUUUUUCACCGAGCCGCAGCGGGGAAGACGAUGGCGGUAAUCGGACCGAACAUGGCGAGCUACGACUUGACUCCUCGCGUCGCGCCGAACCUGGACAGGCACCUCGUGUUUCCCAUGCUUGAGUUUCUUCAGGAGCGUCAGCUGUAUCCCGACGAGCAGAUCCUCAAGUGGAAGAUCGAGCUUUUGAACAAGACCAACAUGGUUGAUUACGCUAUGGAUAUCCACAAGAACCUCUACCACACCGACGACGCUCCCCAAGAUAUGGUGGAGAGGAGAGCGGAGGUGGUGGCGAGGCUUAAAUCUCUGGAGGAGGCGGCUGCUCCUCUGGUGGCUUUUCUUCAGAACCCUAAUGCUGUUCAAGAACUGAGGGCUGACAAGCAGUACAAUCUCCAGGUGCUGAAAGAGCGAUACCAGAUUGGUCCAGAGCAGAUUGAGGCUUUGUAUCAGUAUGCCAAAUUUCAGUUUGAAUGUGGGAACUACUCUGGGGCUGCUGAUUAUCUUUACCAGUACAGGACCCUUUGUACCAACAGUGAAAGAAGCCUGAGUGCAUUGUGGGGAAAGUUUGCAUCUGAAAUAUUGAUGCAAAACUGGGACAUUGCACUUGAAGAGCUCAACCGCCUUAAAGAAAUCAUUGACUCCAAGAGUUUUUCAUCUCCGAUAAACCAGGUGCAGAGUAGAAUAUGGUUAAUGCACUGGAGUCUCUUCAUCUUUUUUAACAAUGAUAAUGGAAGGACGCAGAUCAUUGACCUUUUCAACCAAGACAAGUACCUAAAUGCCAUUCAAACCAGUGCUCCCCACCUUCUGCGAUACCUAGCAACUGCUUUAAUUGUCAACAAAAGAAGGAAACCUCAAUUAAAAGAAUUCAUCAGGGUUAUUCAACAAGAGCAGUACACAUACAAGGAUCCCAUCAUUGAGUUCCUGGCAUGCAUCUUUGUAAAUUAUGACUUUGAUGGCGCUCAAAAGAAGAUGAAAGAGUGUGAAGAAGCCAUUGUGAACGAUCCCUUCCUGGGCAAACAUGUCGAAGAUGGAAACUUUUCUACUGUGCCAUUGAGGGAUGAAUUCCUUGAAAAUGCCCGAUUAUUCAUCUUCGAGACGUAUUGCAGAAUUCACUCGCGAAUUGACAUGAAGGUACUUGCGGAGAAACUAAAUCUCAACUACGAGGAGGCAGAGAGAUGGAUUGUGAACCUUAUCCGCACCUCAAAGCUGGAUGCCAAGAUUGAUUCCGAGACCGGAACUGUGAUCAUGGAGCCUAAUGAACCCAACAUACACGAGCAAUUGAUAUCCCACACCAAAGCGUUAUCCGGACGAACUUACAAGUUAGUCAGUCAGUUCUUAGAGCACGCCCAGACGCAGCAGACAGCUCGAUGAGUUCGAUGUCAAAACCAACCCACAUGGAGUUGUCUUACAGUUUUUGGGCAUCUUUGUUUUCUCGUGACAUACUAAGAUCACUGCCAAGAUGUAAUGAAUCACCCAUUCUUGAAUUGGUUUUCUUCUGUAACCACAACAGAGUGCAUGUCCCAUCUGUCUUAAGCUAGCAAUACAUGGGGAAGGAUUUCGAUUU
Molecule: messenger RNA, 1589 nt
Organism: Tarenaya hassleriana
Lineage: Eukaryota; Viridiplantae; Streptophyta; Magnoliopsida; Brassicales; Cleomaceae
Product: eukaryotic translation initiation factor 3 subunit E-like
Exons: 8
Coding region: 59-1396 (445 amino acids)
Biological process (GO): translational initiation
Cellular component (GO): cytoplasm; nucleus; eukaryotic translation initiation factor 3 complex
Molecular function (GO): translation initiation factor activity
Source: RefSeq, a predicted model, not a curated record